AUGACCGCGACGCGGCCGAACUUCUACGCCAACGUUUCCCGCACCUUCGAUCUUGCCGCCGCCUUCGGCGUCUAUCCCCCCGGUCUGCUGGACCAGAUCAAGCGCUGCAACUCGGUCUAUCUCAUGGAGUUCCCGCUGCGCCGCGCCAACGGGAGCAUCGACGUCAUCCGGGCCUGGCGCGCCGAGCACAGUCAUCACCGGCUGCCGCUCAAGGGCGGCAUCCGCUACAGCCCGCAGGUCAACCAGGACGAGGUCACGGCCCUGGCCACGCUCAUGACCUUCAAGUGCGCGAUCGUGGAUGUCCCGUUCGGGGGCGCGAAGGGCGCGGUGCAGAUCGACACGAGCACCUGCACGGAUGACGAGAUCGAACGGCUGACCCGGCGCUACACGCACGAGCUCGUGAAGAAGAAUUUCAUUGGCCCCGCCCUCGACGUGCCGGCGCCGGAUUUCGGGACCGGGAGCCGCGAAAUGGCCUGGAUCGCCGACACCUACGUGCAGCUUCGUCCGAACCAGAUCGACGCCCUCGGCUGCGUGACGGGCAAACCGGUGGACGAGGGCGGCAUUCAUGGACGGACCGAGGCGACCGGCCGCGGGGUCUUCUUCGCACUGCGGGAAGUCUGUGCACACACCGCAGACAUGCAGCGACUCGGACUCACCCCCGGUAUCGAAGGCAAGCGUGUUGUGGUGCAGGGGUUCGGCAAGGUCGGGUACUGGGUGGCGCGGUUCUGCGAUGAGGCGGGCGCACGCAUCGUGGGCCUCGCCGAGCGCGACGGCGCCAUCGCCGCCCCCGGGGGGCUCGACCUGGAACAGGUCAAGCAGCACCGCGACGCCACCGGCUCGCUGCUGCACUUCGCGGGCGCCGACACGCUGUCCCGUUCAGCCGAUGUGCUGGAACUCGACUGCGACGUCCUGAUUCCGGCCGCCCUGGAAGGUCAGAUCACCGCCAGCAACGCAGAUCGGAUCCGUGCCCGCAUCGUGGUGGAGGGCGCCAAUGGCCCGACCACCCCGGAGGCGGACGAGAUUCUUCACGCCAAGGGCAUCCUCGUCGUCCCCGACAUCUACGCCAACGCGGGCGGCGUGAUCGUGUCGUACUUCGAGUGGCUCAAGAACCUCUCCCACGUCGGCUUCGGCCGGCUCGAGAAGCGUUAUCAGGAAAGCGCAUACGGCCGCCUGCUCUCGACGAUCGAGUCUGCGACCGGCACGACGAUCAGCGCCGACGAGCGUCGAGCCGUCAUUCGCGGCGCAGACGAGUUGACCGUCGUGAACUCCGGACUUGAAGAGAUCAUGGCGGUCGCCUACGCCGAGAUUCGCGACACUCUGCUGCGCAGACCUGAGAUACGCUCGAUGCGCAUGGCCGCCAUGGUGAACGCCAUCAACAAGGUGGCGCGAUCGUAUCUGUCAAUGGGCGUCUUUCCCUGA
Messenger RNA from Geodia barretti, 1419 nucleotides. The record is from the annotation of a GenBank genome assembly. Lineage: Eukaryota; Metazoa; Porifera; Demospongiae; Tetractinellida; Geodiidae.